Molecule: messenger RNA, 1572 nt
Organism: Exophiala bonariae
Lineage: Eukaryota; Fungi; Ascomycota; Eurotiomycetes; Chaetothyriales; Herpotrichiellaceae
Exons: 2
Coding region: 1-1572 (523 amino acids)
Source: RefSeq, a predicted model, not a curated record
AUGGGUGACAUCUACCGCUCCGCUGUCAGGACUGUGAUUUGGCUUGGACCGCCAGACGACAGCACAGCGCGGGCAUUUGCCACCUGUGCACGCCUGGCCAAUUAUGCUGGGACUGACAGCUUGGAGGGCGAGAACGUCGCCGCAGAUGCUAUGAAAGAGGAGUUCGACAGCAAUGAUACAUCAGUUGAGGACCUUGUGGAGAAGCCUUGGUGGUCGCGCUGUUGGGUUGUACAAGAAGUAAUCCUCGCUCGAGAUGUUACUAUCGUCUGCGGAUGGAAUACAAUGAGUUGGGAUACCUUCACGACAGCGAUUGACAUAGGCUUCGCUAAAGGUGUGUGGGAGACGCACGUUCUAGGUUUGAUCGAAAGCGGCCAGUUCGAAGAGCUCCAGUCGUUCAUGACCAUGAAGGAGGUCGACAAACUUGACUCCGUUGCGGACCGCUUUCUGGAUCUCCUCUUUGAGCUGCGACAGCGCAGUGCCACGGAUCAUAGGGACAAGAUAUUUGCAUGCCUGGGCUUGGUGAAUGAUACAAGUAUCGACUUAGCUAUCGUGCCAGACUAUCAAAGUUCGACCGAGCACGUCUACAUCAAUGCGACCAAAGCAAUCAUGACAUGUUCAGGAAAUCUGGACCUUCUUGGUGUCUGCUCGGUUAAUCAGCGGAACGAGAGCGUGUUGAAGGUACCAUCUUGGGUGCCGGACUGGAGUACCCAAGGCAGCAUUGCACUCCCGCUGGGGAAGGACGCCAAAGGCCAACGUAGAAAGUUCGCCGCAGCGAAGGACUCUCGCGCCUCACCACGGUUCACAGACUACAGCCAAACGAUUAUUUUGUCAGGCAAUGUAUUUGAUGAGAUCACUGAACUUGGCGAUUCACUUCCAGACAUGGCAGAACUAAACUGGGAGGUGUCCGACCUCGAAGAAGACGAACCUUGCGACAACACGACGGAGAAAGGCUGGUUUGCCGACCUUCGAGAAGCAGGAAAGGACUUUAGACACGCAGGGCAGAUGAUUUCAGAUAUAUCUUCGAACUUCUUUGCCCUUGUUCCGUACCUUUCUACGUUCAUCAACUGGGAGAAGCUUGGAGCGAUUCAGGAUCCGACGCCUGUUCGGACCGGAGUGUCACACGAAGAGGUAUACUGGCGUACCCUCUGCACGGAUCAGAUGCCAGAAGGCUACACAGAGACUCAACGCCAAUACCGCGAAUGGUACGGAUCGCUAGCCCCGAUUCGGAGCUUGUUACGCUGGCGCGUGGGCUUAGCCCCGAGCAUCUUCAAACCAGUCGGCCUUGCGGCGUAUCUCCGAUCAACCUGGCAGAAGUAUCCCGAUUUCGGUCACUUGAUGAAACAUUUGACGCAUCGACGGCUUGGGCGUACCAAGGGAGGUUACCUAUGCCUUGUACCAGCGUCAGCUCAAGUCGGGGAUGAGAUUGCCCUGUUUCGUGGUGGGCGUGUACCCCUGGUAAUCCGCGAUCAAGGUGGAGGAUACCAUACACUGGUUGGAGAAGCUUUCGUCUUGGAGAUAAUGUACGGUGAUGGGUUUGAGGAUUCUGCUUGCCGAGACAUCAAGAUCAGAUAG